AUGUCAUCGACCAACUCAAUGUCUUUGACAAUGCCUAUGUCAAGGACGGAUUCAAUUAAGAAUUCAAAAUCGCCAAUGCUUCAUGCAGGGUUUUUGAAUGAAGUAGAAGAUAUUGAUAUGAUAAAUGGAAGUGAUUCAAGCCAUAGCCCUUCUAAUUAUUCAAUGACAGAUGAGUCUGACUCCCAGUCUCCGAAAUCAAUAUCGGAUGCAACCGCUGUACAUAUGAAAAAGAGUAGCUCUGGUUCCACAUCGUCUUCAGCGAACUAUUCAGGAGCAAUAUCAAGGAUGGUUCCUGUGACCGGUGAAAGACCAAAACCUAGUAAUUCUGAUCCUGCUUUGAAUGAUGACGUACUUCAUGCAGUCUUUGUUAUACUGUGGGAGAAAGAUUCAGAACAAAAGGGCAUGACUGUUAAGCAACUCUGUGACUUACUAGUCGAGAGACAUCCAAACAUGGCUAAUCUCUCUACCAAACUUUCCAACUUGGUAUCAGCUAAAUUGAAUGCAUACGUGAAAAAGGUAGAAAAAGGAGAAAAAGCACUAAGAUACGCACUUUCUAGAGAGUGGUCAGAUGCAUCUCCUAGAAGAAUGGUGUAUGUGUACCGUGGAAUACUUGCUCCAGAGUAUCAACAAAUAGCACAGGCUGCCUCUGCACAGCAACGCGAAAAGCAGCAAACUUCGAAUUCUGGUUCGAAGUUUAAGAAAGCUAACAACUCGUCUUUACAAAACUCUCCAACACCGGCAUUACAGCAGCAGCAGUCAAUAGAUAUAAAUUCCACAUUGGUUUAUGAAAGAAACGUUGCUGCCUUUUCCCGGAAUUUAGGCGUCUCCAAUGCAUUUUCAAACGCUAUGUAUGGAAAUUCCGAUUUAAAUAUUCCAUACUCCACAUCACCGCUAUCCAUGGCAUUAGCCUCCAAGAUGUCUCCUCAAGAUGGCCCUACCAAGGAGUCUUCUUCCAAUGAAACCAGCAAGAGAGAUGCCACAACUGCCGGUAUCGGUCCAUCUUCCCCUCAAAAGAAGGCUAGGACAACGAACGGCUCUGCAAUCUCCUCCCCUAACUCGAAGAACGUAGAUCCCAGCUCUGCGUCCUCUCAAAAUUAUGUCACUGCCGCUGCAGCGGCACCCAGGCUAUCCAAAAUCUUGCCUUCCAAAGGUGUCCCGAAGUCAAACUUUAGUGUCGUCUCAUCCUCCACUACCUCAUCUCCACAAUUUAAUACAGUAAGCACUCCUGCUACAGUUAUUGCUGCUUUGCAUAAGGCUGUCAUCAUGCAGAAACCGAUUACUGUUAAACUGGACAUUAGCCAGCAAUCCGAAGAGAAGAAUAUUUGGAUUAAAACCAUCAGAUCUGGAUUUAUGACGCAGGAAAUAGAUUCUCCAGAAUCUGUUACUGUGGAUGAACUGGAUGCACUUUUUGCCUAA
Eremothecium sinecaudum is the source of this 1416-nucleotide messenger RNA. It is a transcript of the gene GDS1, whose product is annotated as Gds1p. The record is from RefSeq and is a predicted model, not a curated record. Bases 1 to 1416 code for a protein of 471 amino acids. Lineage: Eukaryota; Fungi; Ascomycota; Saccharomycetes; Saccharomycetales; Saccharomycetaceae. The transcript has a single exon.